This is a messenger RNA of Drosophila santomea, 844 nucleotides long. RefSeq lists its product as uncharacterized. The coding region runs from base 22 to 828 and encodes 268 amino acids. Lineage: Eukaryota; Metazoa; Arthropoda; Insecta; Diptera; Drosophilidae. The transcript has a single exon. The record is from RefSeq and is a predicted model, not a curated record.
UCAAAAUUCCCAGUUAAGCAAAUGACUCAGGAACCCAACUGGAAAAAGGCCUACGACCAUCUGGUGCGUGAGCACCAGAAUGACCAGAAUCGGGUGCAGCUGCUGCAGCGACAACUGCGGCACUUUCGGUCCAAGCGCGUGCGACUGCAGAAUGAAAUCGAGGAGGAGCGAAAGGGCAUGAACGUUUGGAUGAAGAUGAUGGAAAACUUGCACCGCAGAGUGGAGCGCUUUAAGAAGAACAAGCACCUACUCUCGCCCAAAAAGCACAAACAACUGCGCCGCAUAAUAGGAAAGCUGCCAAUGAGCACCUUGGAGGAGCAGGUGCGUCUGAUGGAAGUGUCGGAGCAGUUGGUGCCCAAGCCAUGCCAGGACAUACCUGCUCCUUCAAGGACCAAUAGAGACCAGCUCACCAAGUACACAGUUCCGCAUCGAAGAAAGAGCUGCGAUCCCCAGAUUCUAUCCCCUGUGGACAAGCGGCUGGCCAGGAUCAAUGCCAAUCUGAAAGCCCUGCAAGGAAUCCACGCGCAGACCUCGUCCGUCAUCGCUGAUAUACGCUCUCUGAUGGCUACUAUUAACUAUCUGGAGCGGGGACACUGCACCAACAUAAAGAUCACUCCAUUUGUGGAUUCAGCGCGGGGCUCGAAACCGUCGUCCAUAAAGGCCACCAUCGAAUUGGAUCGGCUGCGCAGAACCAAGCACGGAACCCAAUACACACGGGAACUGAUGGACGUACGUCCUCCGUACAUCCUUGACCAUGUGCCGCAAUUAAAACCCAACAUUUUCGACGGUUUGGGGACAAAGGCGAAGAAAACAAAAGCUAAGCACUGAACCGAACCAUUUCUGG